AUGAAAUUCACUCUCGCCAUCGCCGUCCUUUCUAGUUGUCUACUUUUGACUUCGGCAAGUGCCCUACGUGAGAAACGACAAUGCAACUGCGCUCAACCGCAACAAGCUCAAUGUGCUUGUACUCCCGUUGUUCCCCAACAACAAAUGGCCUGCUCAUGCCAACAACAACAAACCCCAAGCGCUUGCGGAUGUGCUGCCACAACACCUGCUCCAAUUGUUUACCAGAUUCAAACAACUCAAUGCGAACCAGCUUGUCAACAAUCCUGUAGCCAACAGUGCCAAGCUACCCAUAUCCCCAACUGCGAACCAAUUUGCAUUUCGACCUGUAAAGUUUCCUGCGCCCCAGCUGUUACAACUACCCAUGCUCCAAUUUACGUUACUCUUCCACCAGUCACAGUUAGCCACGCUUGUGAACCUCAAUGUGUUCAACAAUGCCAAACUUCUUGUGUCCAACAAUCCAUUUCCAUCUCUGUCUGCCUUCCUCAAUGUGAACAACAGUGUCAAGCUUCUUGCCAAUCAACUCCUCAAUGCCAACCUUGUCAGCAACAAUGCCAACAAGUCUGCGUACAACAGAACCCCUCUAACCAAUGUCAAAACCAUUGCCAACAGCAAUGCGCUCCAGUCUGUGCUCCUGUAAUCACUACCACUUUGGCUCCAGUCACUGCCCGCCAAUGUACUCCAGCUUGUCAGCCAGCUUGCGAACCUGUCUGCGUUAUGGUCCAACAAAACCCUUGCACUCAGCAAUGCCAACAAGCUUGUGCCCCAGCUCAACCAGUUCAGCAAUGCCAACAAUGCCAAGCUUCAUGUGCUCCAGUUCAGACCACCACCGCUGCUCCAUCUGUCCAAAUUAAGGUUCAGCUCUUGACCAGCAUUGUUCAAUCUCCUCAAUGCCAGCCUUUAUGCCAACAAGCAUGCCAACAGCAAUGCGUCCAACAGCAUCAAACUCCAACUCAAUGUGUUCCAGCCUGUGAACAAACUUGCAGCACAUCUUGCGUUCAGCAGCAACCUCAAGUUGUCCCAUGUUUGCCACAAUCUACCCAAUCGACUUGUCAAUGUCAAGCUAACUACUCUCCCUGUGGAAACCACAACGGACAGUGUUGCCGAAAGUAA
This is a messenger RNA of Auanema sp. JU1783, 1110 nucleotides long. The record is from the annotation of a GenBank genome assembly. Lineage: Eukaryota; Metazoa; Nematoda; Chromadorea; Rhabditida; Rhabditidae.